Molecule: messenger RNA, 1506 nt
Organism: Budorcas taxicolor (takin)
Lineage: Eukaryota; Metazoa; Chordata; Mammalia; Artiodactyla; Bovidae
Gene: SLC24A5
Product: solute carrier family 24 member 5
Exons: 9
Coding region: 1-1506 (501 amino acids)
Biological process (GO): calcium ion transmembrane transport; melanocyte differentiation; intracellular calcium ion homeostasis
Cellular component (GO): membrane
Molecular function (GO): calcium, potassium:sodium antiporter activity; calcium channel activity
Source: RefSeq, a predicted model, not a curated record
AUGCAGAUCAAAGGGGGCCCACGGUGGGCAAGACGGGCCCUGCUCCUUGGCCUUCUCUGGGCUACUGCACACUUGCCUCCCCCAGGGGCCUCCCUGGCCCAGCGUCUCCCAAGGGCUACAGGAAAUAGCACCCAGUGUGUUAUAUCCCCAUCAUCGGAGUUUCCUGAGGGGUUUUUCACGAAACAGGAACGUGCAGAUGGAGGCAUCAUAAUCUACUUCCUAAUUAUCCUUUACAUGUUCAUGGCUGUGUCAUUUGUCUGUGAUGAGUACUUCCUACCAUCCUUGGAAAUCAUCAGUGAAUCCUUUGGACUGUCCCAGGAUGUUGCAGGUGCAACUUUUAUGGCAGCCGGUAGUUCAGCUCCUGAAUUAGUUACUGCUUUCCUAGGUGUAUUUAUCACAAAGGGCGAUAUUGGCAUUAGCACCAUUCUUGGAUCUGCAAUCUAUAACCUCCUUGGUAUCUGUGCAGCCUGUGGCUUACUAUCUAAUGUGGUUUCAACACUAUCAUGUUGGCCCCUAUUCAGAGACUGUGUGGCAUAUGCUAUCAGUGUAGCAGCACUUCUUGCCAUAAUAUUUGACAACCAAGUUUACUGGUAUGAAGGAACUUUACUGCUUUUGAUAUACGGAUUAUAUAUUGUGGUGCUGUGUUUUGACAUUAAAAUUAACCAAUAUAUUGUAAAGAAAUGCAGUCCUUGCUGUACCUGUCUUGCCAAAGCAAUAGAAGAGAGAAGUGAACAACAGCCACUGAUGGGAUGGGAAGAUGAGGAUCAACCAUUCAUCCGUAGGCAAUCAAGAACUGACAGUGGAAUAUUUCAUGAAGAUUCUGGCUACUCCCAACUUUCUUUAAGUUUACAUGGUCUUAGUCAGGUUUGUGAAGAUCCGCCAAGUGUUUUCAACAUGCCUGAAGCAGACUUAAAAAGAAUUUUUUGGGUACUAUCCCUUCCCAUUAUUAUACUACUUUUUCUAACCACACCAGAUUGUAGAAGAAAGUUUUGGAGAAAGUAUUUUGUGAUAACAUUUUUUAUGUCAGCACUGUGGAUAUCUGCAUUUACAUAUAUCCUGGUUUGGAUGGUCACAAUAACUGGGGAAACAUUAGAAAUUCCAGAUACAGUAAUGGGCCUUACUUUAUUAGCAGCAGGAACAAGCAUACCAGACACGAUCGCAAGUGUGUUGGUUGCAAGAAAAGGCAAAGGAGAUAUGGCUAUGUCUAACAUCGUGGGAUCCAAUGUCUUUGAUAUGCUAUGCCUAGGUGUUCCAUGGUUUAUUAAAACUGCAUUUAUAAAUGCAUCUGCUCCUGUAGAAGUGAACAGUAGAGGACUAACUUACAUAACCAUCUUUCUCAACAUUUCAAUUGUUUUCCUUUUCUUAGCAGUUCACCUCAAUGGCUGGAAACUAGACAGAAAGUUGGGAGUAGUCUGUCUGUUACUGUACUUGGGGCUUACAACAUUAUCAGUUCUAUAUGAACUUGGAAUUAUUGGAAACAAUAAAAUAAGGGGCUGUGGUGAUUAA